CUUCCUUUCUCGAACUCAAUUUCACGAGGUAAAAGGAGAAUGAGACAAAAAGCAGACAGCAAAGCUGUCUAAGAAUAGGAGGGGGAGUGGGACAGCUCCUGUGUCAAAAACAUUCUUAAAGAGUGGAUCCAUUGUUGUACAGUGUAAACAUUCAACAAAUGUAUAUAACAGUAUUAUGUUAUCCGACAUAUGUACGACGAAGUCAAACAUUACAUGUACAAGUGCAACUAAAAGUACAAAAAAAAGUAAAAUGUUGCUUGGACGCCUUUUAAUUGGCUUGAAUUUGGUCUGUCAUUAGUCUGUGGGAAGCCCCAAGUUUCUUCCUUUCAUAUAUAUAUCUGAUCGGAUCUGAUGUACCGGCAAUUGGAUUGCUUAUAGUUAUGAGGUCUCCUGUGUUGGUCUACUUAAAGGCCUGCGCUCAAGCAUUUCGAGAUGGAAACCUGAAACUUGCCGAUCAGCUCAUGGACAGGAUCUGGAAUCCUGCAUCCAACGAACUGGAAUCCCUUGAAGCAGAAAGCGUCGUUAAGAAAAGGAAACGCUGGGCGGAAGCUUUAGUCCGCCGAGCUUACCGGUUGUAUCCUAAUAUUCCCUUCGUAUAUUUUCCACACCCGCAUCGUUCAAUUUGCGAAAAGGCCAUCCUCAGUGUUAUCAUGGGAAAGGAGCGAGUCCACAUCAUUGACUUCCUUCUGCCAAAUCCAGAUGAUUGGGAAGACCUACUUGAAAACUCAUCUCGUGGACCCGACCGCCCUUCAUCAAUCCGUUUAAGUGUUAUCGCACCACCCUUGCUGAAAAAUGUAUAUGCAACAUUUUUUGAGGAAGCAAUUACGAGUUUUGCUUUACGGGUAUUUUGGGUCAACGUUAAGUGGGAAUUUAAGCUGGUUAUCGCCAAUAGUUUGGCUGAUGUGGACGCAUCUGAACUGGAAUUCAGACGAACAGAGGAUGAGAUUGUAAUCGUCAGGUAUGCGUAUAAAAUGAAGAGAUUGUUGGCACAGCCAGGAACAAUGGAGAGAGAAUUGUUUAAGUUGGGGCAGAUAAAGCCAGAAUUUGUGAUUACGGUAGAGCAGGAGGCCAACCAUAACUCUAAUUUCGUCGAUCCCCUGGAAUUAUUACUUGAAGAAUUUGAAGAUCUUUCAACGAUUAAUUAUACCUCGCUAUCGAUGUGUGCGGUUGAGUGUGAUGGCAUGAACGGGGUUGAGAUGGCUCAGUUGCGAUCCCUCCUGCACGCGGCUGGUUUUCUUCCAUUUCCACUCAAUCAGUCAGAGCCAACUGGCGGCUUUGUCCAAAAGGAAAAUGGGUGUUUGGUGGUUCGCGUGGAGAGAUGGCCACCAGUGAUCAUAUCGGCUUGGAAAUUCACAGAUUCCGUACACCAUUCAAUCUCUGUGCAAGGUUUUCAUCAAAAAUCUUCGAACAACAAUGUACUUCAAACUUUUGAAGUUUUAACCGAGCAAUGUUUUACAUUGAACCGGGUUGCUGCUGUUGCUGAGAUGUAUGACAUACUGGAAUAUGUAUGUUUGGAAUAUGAGCUGCCACUGGGCUUAACGUGGACUUCUUGGGCUAAUAUAAAGCCACUCCCAACAGAAAUUAUGCCUGACUCAUACAAGAAAGGUACUCUAUUCAUCCCAUAUCAUGCUUUUCAUGAUAGUGAUGAUCAGGCUUCUCAAAAGUUCAUGGAUACAUGUGACGCACAUGAGUUGGUAGAAGGGCAAGCUAUUGCUGGAAAACUGCUUCAAUCAAAUGAGAGCCUUUUCAUUCAAGAUAUUACGGAGCUUGAUGGAAGUGAGUACCCAUUUGCUGCUGCUGCAAGGGAAUUUGGUUCUCGAGCUGCUCUCGCGAUCAGUUUUUGCAACCGUUAUGUUGGUGAUGAUGUUUAUGUGCUAGAAUUCUAUUUCCCUUCCUCUAAGAAGAAUUUAGAGGACAAAGAAUUGUUGAAAGACCGUAUCUUACACAACUUGGAAAAUAUGAAGAAAAAGUUUGUAGCACCAAGAGUAGUUAAUGGUACUGGAUCAGUGGGUUUCCGGAAACAAACCAUUUCAAACAGUAUUCCGGUAGUGACAUUGGCUACGAGAACCUCUCUUCCAGUUCCAGCUUCAGCUACUAGUCAUAAUUUGUUCAAUUCAAAUGAAACAAGAUCACUGAAUACAACUGACGCAAAGGACCAUCAUCACGUAGGAACAGAGAAUCUUCAAGCUAAGCAGGGAGCCAAAAAAAAGAAUCGCAGGCAUAUUAACCCCGAGAUGGUGAAAGAAAACAGGGGUACUUUGACAGUCCCACACACCAAACGAAGAAAACUAGUAUCUAAGGUUUGGGAACACUUCACUAAGUUUGAAGAAAAUGCAUUACAAUGGGCUGAAUGUAAAUAUUGUAAUAAGAAGUUUACAGGGUCAAGCAAGAGUGGAACCACACACUUGAAAAAUCAUUUGGAGAGAUGUCCAAUUAAGAAAAUCAAAUUUCCAACACAAAUUAGUAGUGAUUUAACAAGUCCAGGUGCUAAUGAAGGAAACUCAAUUUUUGAUCCAGAAAGGACUCGCCUUGAAUUUGCUAAAACAAUCAUCAAGAAUCAAUGUCUAUUGGAUGUGGUUGAAGAUGAAUGUUACAAAAACUUUUUGAGGACUUUACAGCCAAUGUUUGAACUUCAAUCACGAGAAAGUAUUCUAUCUGACAUAGAUCGCAUCUACAAGGAAGAGAAAAAGAAACUUCGCCAAUAUUUUGAUCAGCUUGGUUGCAACUACAGUUUAGCGAUUAGAUUUGGGGAAGACAAUCUUAAGAAGAAUGUGUAUUGUUGUUUGGUAGCAUACUUUAUUAAUGAUGAUUGGGAAUUGAAAAAGAACAUUAUUGCCUUCAAACUUUUAGACCGUGUCUAUGAUAGUCAGACUGUCAGUGGAAUCAUUCGAAGCUCACUUUUAGAGUGGAAUAUCAGUAAGAAAAUAUGCUCCAUAACUGUCAAUAGCUUAGGUUUGAGUGAUGAUAUAGUUGAACAAAUAAAAGAAAAUUGUCUUCCGGCGGUUGGCCAAGCUUCCCUUCCUUCCGGUGGUUGUUACAAUAGUUGCACUCUCAUUGAGGACGGAUUACAUGAGAUAGAUGAUUUACUUUUAAAAAUAAGGAAAUUGAUUGAAUAUGUCAGUGAAAAGCCAUCGGAGAGAUUGAAGUUUCAAGAUGCAGUAAAUCAACUAAAGUUGCUAGGUGGCAAAUCAAGGGAUGAUUGUCCUUUAAGGUUGGAUUCAGGCUUUGAAAUGCUUGAUUGGGCUUUGGAAUCAAGAGAAGUAUUUUUUCAAGUAGAGCAAAGUGAUGAUAAUUUCGGAAUAAUCUUGUCCAAGGAGGAAUGGGAUAAGGCACUAUUGAUGCACAGUUGUUUGAAGGAAAGUUUAAGUUGUUUUGGGGGAAUUGAUCAAUCUCUUACUGCAAAUGUGUACUUUCCCAAGCUCUGUGGUAUGUAUAGGAAGUUUCUUCAGUUGGAGAAAACCAAUUAUCCGUGUAUGAAGUUGAUGAAGAUGAAAUUUGAUAACUAUUGGACCACCCAUCAUUUGGUUUUUGCUAUUGCAACUGUUCUUGACCCACGGUUAAAAUUUAAAUUUGUGGAGGUUAUGUAUGGUGAGAUUUAUGGUCGUAAUAGCAAGAUGGAGUUGAACAAAUUUCAUAAACUUCUAAUGGAUGUUUAUGAUAAUUAUGCCAAUGAACUUGACAACCAAAUAUCACCUACUGCCAUAUUUGGUGAUUCUAGCUGCUCAACAACACAAAGUGCUGAUGAUUCUAUCUUGAAGUCCUUCUGGAGAUAUGCAUCAAAGAAACAAUUUGAUGAUGUGGCCUCAUGGAAGUCAGAGCUUGAUUGUUACUUAGAAGAGCCUUUAUUAGUUCCCUUAGAUAACAAUGAUGAGUUCUUUGAUAUAUUAGAUUGGUGGCGCAGCAAUACCCUAAAGUUUCCUAGACUUGGUAGGAUGGCUCGUGAUAUCCUAGCAAUUCGAGUAUCUACCGCUCCACCUCAUUCUUCUUUUAGCACUCUGAUAACAAAUCCAAAGAAUAGUGACUUGGGUCCUGAGAUCAUAGAAGCAUUUGUAUGCGGCCAGGAUUGGUUAGAGACACCUCAAACAGAUAACAAAUCAAAUCAUGCAAAUGUGCAAAUCAUGCCUGAUGAUAAAGCAACAUGGAGAAAAACAGAGCCAAGACCGUGGUCUGAGGAGGAUAUUCGGGCAUAUUUAGUUUCACCUUUUACACCAGACGAGGAAAAACAAAUAAGGAGAUGGGAAAGUUCCGGAUUGAGUGGGGAUUCGGUUGUACGAGAAAAGAUGAUCAACGUGGAACCAUUACUCAUUAUCCCUCAUGACAAAGAAUUUCGACAUAAAUAUUAUAUUGAUGAUUCGGUUGUUAAUGAAUUCUUUGAAUUGCUUAAGAGGAGGACUGAGAGGUUUCCUGAUAUGUACGUGAAGCACUAUUCAUUUGACUCUUCUAUAGCACGCUUAAUCAAAGAAAGCAAAACAGAUUCCGUACUACUAGACAAGUUGAAAUCCUCGGUCGAAAAGAAACAAGACAAGAUUGUAGAGUUAAAAGAUGCAGAGAAGCUGUUUCUACCCUUGUGUUUUUUGAGCCAUUGGAUUCUUUUUUAUGUGGAUACCAAGAAGCAGAAAUUAGUAUGGUUAGAUUCAUAUCGCUCUUCAGUACAAAUGUUCACUAAAGAUGUAGAGGACAAAAUCUCAAGGUGGUUUAAAGGAUCUCUGCUGCCAUUUUUGGGUUAUGAUAAUGCAAAUGAAUGGCAAUUUCAAGUGCCAACUGAUAUUCCUAUGCAAGAGAAUCAGGUAGAUUGUGCCCUCUUUGUGAUGAAGUAUGCGGAUUGCCUUACACAUGGUGAUUGUUUUCCUUUCUCCCCAAAAGACAUGGCUCAGUUUCGACAUCGUACCUUACUUGACAUUUACGAGGGAAGUCUUUUUCAACCGGAAUUUAGAGCAAAACAGACGGUAAAGUAAGGUACAGUUGUUGUAACCUUUUACUGCAGUCAGUAUUGUUCAAUCAAAAGUAUUUGUGACACAAUUUAUGUGUCCAUUCUUACUACAAUAUGGAGUUUGUAAUCGCUUGUUGUGGCAAAAUACCUUUUAUGUUGUGAAAAAAGAUAAAUAUUUUGCAACACCAAAAC
Molecule: messenger RNA, 5122 nt
Organism: Theobroma cacao (cacao)
Lineage: Eukaryota; Viridiplantae; Streptophyta; Magnoliopsida; Malvales; Malvaceae
Biological process (GO): proteolysis
Molecular function (GO): cysteine-type peptidase activity; DNA binding; protein dimerization activity
Source: RefSeq, a predicted model, not a curated record